Ustilago hordei is the source of this 7182-nucleotide messenger RNA. Its product is annotated as putative TOR1 - 1-phosphatidylinositol 3-kinase. Gene Ontology annotation, biological process: negative regulation of macroautophagy; protein phosphorylation; TOR signaling. Gene Ontology annotation, cellular component: TORC1 complex; TORC2 complex; nucleus. The transcript has a single exon. Lineage: Eukaryota; Fungi; Basidiomycota; Ustilaginomycetes; Ustilaginales; Ustilaginaceae. Bases 1 to 7182 code for a protein of 2393 amino acids. The record is from RefSeq and is a predicted model, not a curated record. Gene Ontology annotation, molecular function: protein-containing complex binding; protein serine/threonine kinase activity; protein binding.
AUGUCCCUCCUCGGCGUACACCAGAGCGAUGCGCUCAAUCGCAUCUUCGUCGGGCUCAAGAGCAGAGACGAGUCUUCACGCCAAGCGGCAGGCGAAGAGCUCAAAUCCCACGUCGCCUUUGUCGUCUCCGAACUCAAAGGUGACAGCCUUUCCACCUUCAAUAACGAUCUCCACCGCCGCAUCUUCGAACUCACACACAGCCAGCAUGUCCACGAAAAGCUCGGUGGCAUCGUCGCCAUCGAGGAUCUUAUCGAGCAGGAGAGCGAAGAUAACAGUGCACGUCUCUACCGAUUCUACCAGUAUCUCAAGCCCAACUUGCCAUGCAACGAUGCGUCGGUCAUGAUCGCUGCUUCCCGUGCGCUCGGCAGAGUUGCUUAUCAUGGUGGGCAAUCGCUCGGAGAACAAUUUAUCGAAUACGAAGUGCUUCGUGCCCUCGACUUUUUGCAAGCCGGCGACCGAAACGAGUCCGGACGAUACGCAGCUGUGCUCAUCAUCCGAGAGAUGGCAAACAAGGUGCCUCAGCAGUUCCAUCCAUAUGUUCCAAGGGUGCUCGAUAGGAUAUGGGUCGCUCUGCGUGAUGUCCGUGUCAUUGUCAGGGAAGGUGCUGCAGAGGCCAUGGGUGCCUGCCUCGGUAUCAUUGCUGCAAGGGAAAAGCAGAUGGGCAGCCACUUCUUCGAGUCCAUAUACCAAGAAGCUGAAAAGGGCUUGAAGAUGAGCGCUCCAGAGGCGAUUCACGGCAGUCUGCUUGCCGUCCAGCAACUCCUUCAACACUCCAAGACGUUCAUGCGCAACCGCUUUCAGCGAGCAUGCCAGCUCGUCUUUCGACUUCACAAGCACAGGGAUCCACUCAUUCGACGCACCAUCACAAACCUCGUCCCUGUUCUUGCACGAUACGACCCACAUUACUUUGCAGAGGAGCACCUUGGCGCCGUCAUGACCAUUCUUACCGAGCAGCUUCGUAAAGAGAAGGACCGCUCGCCCAAAGAGUCAGCCCAGACCUUCGAGACGAUCGGCUUUGUGGCAGCAGCGAUGGGGCCGAGCAUGAAGCCUUUCAUCCAGCCCGUCCUCGCCUGUGUCAAGGAAGGUCUCCAGAUGCGAGCCAAGAAGAACGCUCCACCAGAAGGUCCUAUCUUCUUGUGCGUCGGCAAUCUCGCCGCUGCAGUCGGACCGCAUCUUACAAAAUACAUGCACGACCUGCUCGAUUUGAUGUUCUCCUGCGGGCUCAGCAUCCCCCUUGUAACAGCACUCGAUGGCAUCGUCAAGGCCAUUCCACCCCUGAUCAAGGUGGUGCAGGAUCGUUUGUUGGAUAUGCUCUCGAUGACGCUCAUUGGUCAGCCCUACCGCCCUCUCGGUGCACCUGCUAGUUUGCGGCCAUCAGCGAAUGCUAGUCGCCAUGUCGCGCCUGCUCAGACUAUCGAGUCGAAAGGUGUCGAGACCAUCACUGUUGCCUUACAGACACUGGGCAGGUUUGACUUUCAAGGUCACAUCCUCAACGAAUUCGUCCGCAAUUGCACGCUCCCAUACCUCGAGGACGACCAUGCAGCGGUCCGUCAAGCUGCUGCAGAGACGUGUGCAGACCUGUUCGUCAACGAUCCUAUCUGCCGACAGACCAGUAUGCACGCUAUCGAAGUCGUCAACGAUGUUCUGGAUAAGCUCAUGACUGUCGGUAUCGCCGAUCCGGAUCCCGAGCUUCGAUGGACAGUGCUUAGCAAGUUCGGUGUGCAAGAGCAAUUCGAUCGCCACUUGGCGCAGUCAGAAUACGUUCGAUCUCUCUUCAUCGCGCUCAACGACGAAAAGUUCAAAGUGCGUGAAGUGGCAAUCGUCAUCAUUGGUCGUCUGGCCAAGCAUAACCCCGCUUACGUCAUGCCAUCGCUACGAAAGGCGCUCAUCCAGCUCCUUACCGAACUCGAAUACUCGACUGUCAGCAGACACAAGGAGGAGGCAGCGAAGCUGCUGACCGAAGUCGUGCGAGCUUCGCAAAGGCUCGUCAAGUCGUAUGCAUUGCCGAUGCUGGAAGUGCUCCUGCCAAAAGCAAACGACCCGAGUGUCGGUGUAGCGGCCCGAGUCAUGGAGUGUCUCGGUGAGCUGGCCAAGGUGGGAGGAGAAGAUCUAGCGCCAAAUGUCGAUCAGCUUAUGCGACUUGCCAUCGAUCAGCUUUCCAGCACCGCACCUGGCUCUUUGACAGCAAAGCGCGAUGCAGCACUCAAGACUCUUGGUCUUGUCGCAUCCAACACGGGUCACGUCGUCAACCCUUACCUCACCUACAGGAAUCUGCUCGGCACUGUUGUCAAGAUCUUGAAGACCGAGCAGUCCAAGCCGGUGCGUCGCGAGACCAUCCGUGUUAUGGGCAUCCUUGGUGCUUUGGAUCCCUACAGAUACAAGUUGCUCGAGAAGAACGGCGAUGAAGGGCAAGACGAGACAUCGAAAGGAAGCGGAACUGACUUGUUCGAGCUGGCAUUGGCUAUCGGCACCUCAACAGACGACUACUACCAAAACAUUGCCAUUGAUGCGCUCAUUACCAUUCUCAAGGAUCCUUCGCUCUCGACACAUCACCAUGCCGUCAUUGAGGCCAUCAUGUACAUGUUCAAGACGCAAGGUCUCAAGUGUGUCACGUUCCUGCCACAGAUCAUCCCGGCGUUCCUCAACGUUAUUCGCACCUGCGCUACUGGUCUAUCCGAGUUCUACUUCCAGCAGCUAGCCAUUCUCAUUUCGAUCAUCAAGCAGCACGUUCGUAGCUACCUCGAGCCCAUUUUUGAACUCGUGCAGGAGAAUUGGAAUCCUAACUCGAGCAUUCAGCUUACUAUCGUCUCGCUCGUCGAGGCUGUGGCCAAGGCGCUCGAGGGCGAGUUCAAGUCGUACUUGCCCAUCUUGUUGCCCAACAUGUUACAGACCCUUGAUGGCGAGAUCACUAGCAAGCGUCAGCCGACGUUGCUGCGUAUCUUGCAGGCCUUCUACGUGUUCGGUUCGAACAUCGAAGAGUAUCUGCACUUGGUGUUGCCCGUAAUUGUCAAGAUGUUCGAGAGACCGGAUGCUUCACAAACGCUUCGUCGCACGGCAAUCAUUACGGUGGGUAAGCUUUCGAGUAAGGUGAGCUUCUGCGAUCAUGCCUCGCGUGUCAUCCACCCACUGGUGCGCGUGCUGCCCACAGGUACGAGUGAUAUUCGCAAUGCAGUGAUGGAAACGCUCUCGGCCUUGGUAGUGCAGCUCGGUCCUUCGUACGCCAUUUUCAUUCCUGUAGUGAACAAGGUAUUGGUGCAGAACCGUAUUCAGCAUGCAACGUACGAUCAGCUCAUCACUAAGCUGCUCAAUGGCGAACGCCUUCCUCAGGACUUGUCCGCGAACGAUAAUGCACUCGGUAGCAAGAUCGACGAGUCUCCUCAGGCCGAGGCGAACAAGAUGACCGUCAACCAGCAACACUUGAAGCAAGCUUGGGACACCUCCAAGGUCUCAACGAGCGAAGACUGGCAGGAGUGGCUGCGAAGGAUGGCUGUCGAGUUCAUGCGUGAAUCGCCGAGUCAUGCUUUGCGUGCUUGCAGGAGUUUGGCGGAUGUCUAUCCUGCCUUGGCUUACGGUCUCUUUAAUGUCGCUUUCGUCUCUUGCUGGACGGAGCUGUAUGAACAGUACCAGAGCGAUCUGGUCAAGGCCUUGGAAACGGCUUUCGACGCCCCCGAGGUGCCGGGAGAUGUAGUCCAUAUGCUGCUCAACCUGGCCGAGUUCAUGGAGCACGACGAUAAGGCGCUACCCAUCAACAUCCGCCUUCUUGGUGACCGCGCUUACAAGUUCCACAGCUACGCCAAAGCUUUGCACUACAAGGAAGCCGAGUUUCUCACCGAUCCUUCGCCACAAGUCGUCGAGAGUCUUAUUGAUAUCAACACCAAGCUUCAGCAGUCGGAUGCUGCUUUCGGUGCUCUGACGUAUGCGAGAGAGCAUCUCGACAUCAUCCAUCACGAAGAAUGGUACGAGAAGCUGCAUCGUUGGGAAGAAGCAUUGGCUGCGUAUGAUCGCAAGGCGAUGCUCGAUCCUGAUGACUACCCUGUUGCGUUUGGUAAGAUGCGUUGUCUCCAUGCCUUGGGAGAGUGGGAGCAUCUGUCGGACCUGGUACAGCAAAAGUGGGGCAGGGCGGAUAUGGAGGAUCGUCGACAUAUGGCGCCGCUGGCUGCUGCCGCCGCUUGGUCUUUGGGUCAAUGGGAUACGAUGGAUGACUACAUCUCGGCGAUGCGAUCCGACUCUUCCGAGCGCUCUUUCUACCGCGCUAUCCUGCAUACGCAUCGGUCGCAACGAGCUGCAGCGAACAAGCAAAUCGCCAAAGCUCGUGAAUCGCUCGAUGCCGAACUCACUGCUCUUAUCAGCGAGAGCUAUGGUCGCGCAUACGAUCUUAUGGUGCGCACGCAGAUGCUUUCCGAGCUCGAGGAGGCUUUGGCGUACAAGCUCGACUAUAAGGAACAGCCUGAUCGUCAAGCUACGAUCCGUUCGACGUGGAUGAAGCGAUUGAAGGGAUGUCAGCCGGAAGUCGAGGUAUGGCAGCGCAUUCUUUCGGUGCGUUCGAUCGUGUUGACUCCAGCAGACGAUACCGAGACGUGGAUCAAGUUGGCCAAUUUGUGCCGUAAGUCAGGGCGGAUGGUGUUGGCUGAGAAGACGCUCAAUUCGCUUCUUGGACCUGAACGGGCGAAUAGCGAUCCUAGGUCUCCGAUUGGUCCGAGAGCACCUCCUCCGGUCAUCUAUGCCCACUUGAAGUUCAUGUGGGCUUCGGGUGCAAGGAUUGAAUCGUUGAGCUAUUUGCAAGAGUUUACGCUCAACCUUGCUGAAGAUCUCGGCGUGCACUCGGUCGACGAGCAUGGUAAUCUUGUCACGCAAGAUUGGCAGUGCUCACCACGUUUGGGAGAAUUCGCACGGCUGCUGGCAAGAUGCUUCUUCAAGCAAGGUGAAUGGCAAAUGUCAUUGCGCGAGAAUUGGGUCACUGACGAGAACAGCAAUGUUAUCGAAAGCUAUCGUCGUGCGACGGAACUCGAUCGGAACUGGUACAAAGCAUGGCACGCCUGGGCGUUGGCGAAUUUCGAAAUCAUCUCGCAUCACGAAGAGCGCAACGAGCAGAUCACACCACAGAUGAUCGCUGCUAGUAUCGUGCCUUCCGUCCAAGGCUUUUUCCGGUCGAUUGCUUUGGCUAGUGGCAAUUCGUUGCAGGACACGCUGAGGUUGUUGACGUUAUGGUUUAAGUACGGACACCAGGAGGAUGUUUCGCAAGCAGUAAGCGAAGGUUUUGCUAGUGUAAUCGUUGAUACUUGGCUAGAAGUUAUUCCUCAGAUCAUUGCUCGAAUUACUGCUCCCUCACCUCGCGUUCGCAGGCUGAUCCACAAUCUGCUUUCCGAUGUUGGUCUAGCGCAUCCGCAAGCUUUGGUCUAUCCUCUCACCGUCGCAGCCAAAUCGCCUAGUCACAUGCGCAUUCAAGCAGCGAUGGGAAUCAUGGAAAACGUUCGAGAGCAUUCACCGGUUCUGGUCGAACAAGCUCUCCUUGUCUCUAACGAGCUGAUCCGAGUUGCUAUCCUAUGGCACGAAAUGUGGCACGAAGGACUUGAAGAAGCUUCUCGUCUCUAUUUCACCGAACACAACAUCGAUGCUAUGUUUGCCACUCUCGAGCCACUGCAUGAUGCGCUUGAAAAGGGACCGGAAACUUUGCGCGAGACCUCGUUUGCGCAAACGCAUGGUAGAGAUUUGGCAGAGGCAAGGGAAUGCGGGAGGAGGUUUAGACAGUAUGGAGAUAUUUCGGAUUUGAAUCAGGCUUGGGAUCUAUACUACCAUGUGUUUAAGAAGAUUGCAAAGCAAGUUCCGACUGGAAACUCGGUUCAGUUGGAUCUACAAUACGUUUCUCCCAAGCUUUUGGCUAUGCGGGAUUUGGAGUUGGCCGUUCCGGGCACUUAUCAGUCGGGCAAAGCAAUCGUUUGUAUUAGGGCUUUCGAACAGAUUGUUCUGGUGAUUGCUAGUAAACAGAAUCCGAGGAGAUUGAAGAUGAAGGGUAGUGAUGGGAAAACGUAUCAGUAUCUGUUGAAAGGCCACGAGGAUUUGAGACAGGAUGAAAGAGUCAUGCAACUCUUUGGACUGGUCAAUACGCUUCUUUCCAUCGAUAGCGAGAGUUAUAAGAGGAGGUUGGAGAUUCGUAGAUUCCCCGUAAUCCCUCUUUCUCCCAACACGGGCAUGUUGGGAUGGGUGGAAAACACAGACACACUUCACGUCCUUAUCAAAGAGUAUCGCGAACAGCACAAGAUCUUGCUCAACAUCGAACAUCGAUUGAUGCUCCAAAUGGCUCCCGACUACGACCAUCUUACACUGAUGCAGAAAGUGGAAGUGUUCGAAUAUGCACUCGACAAUACUCCUGGUCAAGACCUGUACCGGGUUCUGUGGCUCAAAUCGCGACAUUCCGAGUCGUGGCUAGAACGGAGACUUGCAUAUACUCGAUCCUUAGCCGUGUCCAGUGUAGCUGGGUAUAUUCUCGGGUUGGGUGAUCGACAUCCGAGCAAUCUCUUGUUGGAUAGGUUGACUGGCCAGAUAGUGCAUAUUGAUUUUGGAGAUUGUUUUGAAAUUGCUUGUCACCGGCCCAAGUUUCCGGAGAAGGUGCCGUUCAGGUUGACUAGGAUGUUGGUCAAUGCCAUGGAGGUUGGCGGGAUCAAAGGAACCUUUAAAGUGACAGCCGAGAAUACUAUGCGCGUUUUGCGCGACAACAAAGAGUCGGUACUUGCUCUACUGGAAGCGUUUGUUCAUGAUCCGUUGAUCUCUUGGCGUUUGGUUGCCGAAGAUCAAGGUGAAGGUAGGGCUCCAGAUGCACAAGAGAACGAAGCAGCUCUUGUUCCUGCCACGGCCGCUGCUGCUACUGGUGCUGCUAAUCCCGGUGCGAGCGCAAAGGUAGCACCGAAUCAGAGACAAGAACAGAUGCGAGGUCGGGCAGGUGCGGAAAAUGCAGGUGCUGGUGUAGCUGGCGGUAACGGUGGUGCAAUCGCAGCUACAGGCGGCGAUAUGCGCAACCAGCGUGCAUUGGAGGUAGUAAGGAGGAUUCAAAACAAGCUGUCCGGUAGAGACUUUAAUCCACAGGAGAGCUUGGGUGUAGCUGCUCAGAUAGAAAGGUUGGUACAGGAUGCGACGAGUAAGGAGAAUCUAUGUGUUGCUUUUGUUGGUUGGUGUAGUUUUUGGUAG